CUUUUGUCGCAUGUUUGGUGACGUUUUACAACCGACUCGAAAGGUCUCCGAUGCUGAGGCCUAGUUACCGAGUUUUGUUCCUCGGACUAUUUGUGUUUUUUUUUUACAUGUCCAUUUAUUUACACCCGUUUUGAACGGGUCUUUUCCUUAUGACGUUUUUUGCCAGAGAAAAACAGCGGGGAUUUCGGCGCAGUCGCUUUGCGUUGAAAGUGAAUAAAAUCUGACUUGAGAAUCCGGAGAGAGGAAACAAGGCUGAGGAGGAAGAAGAUGACAUCUCGGAGGUGGUUUCAUCCCAACAUCACUGGUGUGGAGGCUGAGAACCUUCUCCUGACGCGUGGCGUGGAUGGAAGCUUUCUGGCCCGACCGAGCAAAAGCAACCCUGGAGAUUUCACCCUCUCUGUCAGGCGAAAUGGAGCAGUCACCCACAUUAAGAUCCAGAACACGGGGGAUUACUACGACCUGUACGGAGGAGAGAAAUUUGCCACCUUGGCUGAACUGGUGCAGUUUUACAUGGAGCAUCACGGGCAGCUAAAGGAGAAGAACGGCGAUGUGAUCGAGCUGAAGUACCCGCUGAAUUGCGCUGACCCGACGUCAGAGAGGUGGUUUCAUGGUCAUCUUUCGGGCCGUGAAGCCGAGAAGCUGCUGACAGAGAAGGGCAAGAACGGCAGCUUCCUGGUCCGAGAGAGCCAGAGUCAUCCUGGGGACUUUGUUCUCUCCGUACGAACCGGCGAUGACAAAACGGACAGCACCGACGGCAAACCCAAAGUCACCCAUGUCAUGAUUCGUUGCCAGUCUGAUAUGAAGUAUGAUGUUGGUGGAGGGGAGAAGUUUGACUCCCUGACAGACCUGGUGGAACACUACAAGAAAAACCCCAUGGUGGAAACACUUGGCACCGUGCUUCAGCUCAAACAGCCUCUCAACACGACACGCAUUAACGCAGCUGAGAUCGAGAGCAGAGUGCGGGAGCUCAGCAAACCGGCCGAGGCCACCGAUAAGGUCAAACAGGGAUUCUGGGAAGAGUUUGAGACGCUUCAACAGCAGGAGUGCAAGCUGCUGUACAGUCGCAAAGAGGGCCAGCGCGCCGAGAACAAGAACAAGAACAGAUACAAAAACAUCCUUCCAUUCGACCACACGCGAGUCAUCCUCAACGACGGCGACACAAACGAGCCGGGCUCCGAUUACAUCAACGCUAACAUUAUCAUGCCAGAGUUGGAGUCGAAGUGCAACAACGCCAGAUUAAAGAAAAGCUACAUCGCCACACAGGGCUGUCUGCAGAACACAAUAAGUGACUUCUGGAGGAUGGUGUUUCAGGAAAACUCUCGAGUCAUUGUUAUGACUACUAAAGAGGUCGAGAGGAGCAAGAGUAAGUGUGUGAAGUACUGGCCGGACGUUUCGGCGCUAAAGGAAUACGGUGCCAUGCGCGUGCGCAACGUCAAGGAGACGUCAGCGCACGAUUACAUCCUGCGAGAGCUGAAGCUUUCCAAAGUCGGACAGGGAAACACAGAGCGCACUGUAUGGCAGUACCAUUUCCGUGCCUGGCCCGAUCAUGGUGUGCCCACCGAUCCCGGCGGUGUGCUGGACUUCCUGGAGGAGGUCAAACUAAAGCAAGAGGGCAUUCUAGAGGCUGGGCCUAUUGUGGUGCACUGCAGUGCCGGGAUUGGACGCACUGGGACCUUUAUUGUGAUUGACAUCUUAAUAGACAUCAUCAGAGAGAAAGGAGUGGACUGUGACAUUGACGUGCCCAAGACGAUCCAGAUGGUGCGAUCACAGCGCUCAGGAAUGGUGCAGACCGAAGCCCAGUACCGCUUCAUCUACAUGGCAGUUCAGCAUUACAUAGAGACCCUGCAGCGCCGCAUAGAGGAGGAGCAGAAAAGCAAAAUCAAAGGACGAGAGUACACCAACAUUAAGUACUCGCUGACUGAUCUGAGCGGAGGGGACCAGAGCCCGCUUCCUCCCUGCACCCCUACGCCAACCUGUGCCGAUAUGCGGGAGGACAGCUCCAGAGUGUAUGAGAAUGUGGGACUGAUGCAGCAGCAGAAGAGCCACAGAUGAGACUCUGACUUACAGGAUUGUCUGACUCACAGCAACCAUCUUUCCUUAUCGCCAGCCGCACCUGAAAGCCUGAAACGUGAUCAUCGCUACCCGGAAAGACGAAAAUAAAAAUGUAUGAAAAGGAAUUUUAAGAAAAAAGAAAACGGAGACCAGUAUGUGAGGGAGAGAUGUGGAUGGAGUAAAAUUCAUUUCUCCUCCCUGCAAAGCAGCCUUUUUUUUUUUUUUUUUCUUUUUCUUUUUCUUUUUUUCUUCUCACCCCUCCCCCAUGCUAAGAAACCACUGUGAACAUCGUGAAGCCUUACUCGUGAGGAUAGAGAGAGAGAGAGGGAGUGAGAGAGAGAGCGCAAGAGCCCCUGCGUAAAUGAACUGAUCCGCUGUGGAGUUCUCUGCAAUCCAUUCAGGCUGCAAUUAGCAAAAUGUAGAAACGAGCUUUUGCUGUCUUGUUUUUCUGUCUUUUUUUUUUUUUUUUUUUCUUUUUUGCUCAAUUUUCUUUCUAUUACCAAAGCAAGAUUAUAUUAGACUUAUUCUGAGUUUUGGUGUUUUGUAAUGACAUGAAGUGGCAUGUGCUCAAAACACACAGCCUUAACUAGUCACUUAUAGUAUAUUUGUUCUCUUAUAUAUACACACACACACACACACACACACACGCACAUCAAAAGUAUAGCUGUGUCCUACAUUCAGUGUACAAGGUUUUAAGGGAGAAAAAGGAGGGAAAGCCGACUUUUGGGAGACUUCAUCCAAAAUCUCAUUCAUCCCUCAACCUACAGAUUUCUAGGAUCGGAUAUUUUUAAACAGCCCCAUCCUCGUUAUGUAAAUGUUUCUUUCUUUCUUUUCCUUCUUUUCUUUUUCUUCUCGUCCUCCUUUUCCUUUCUUUCUAAGACAACGUGCCUUUUUUUGAAUACAUAUGUAUGAGCACCAUAAGAACUUAUUUUCUGAGUCCUUGAUGAAAAGAGGACCAAAGGGAGGUCUUGUUUAAUCUUUUUUUUUUUUUGAUGAUGGGAAUGUUUAAAUCUGGUCAUCUGCUUACAGUAUAUUCAUGUGGGAAGGUUUUUUUUUUUUAUAUAUAUAUAUAUAUAUA
Molecule: messenger RNA, 3130 nt
Organism: Tachysurus fulvidraco (yellow catfish)
Lineage: Eukaryota; Metazoa; Chordata; Actinopteri; Siluriformes; Bagridae
Gene: ptpn11a
Product: protein tyrosine phosphatase non-receptor type 11a
Exons: 16
Coding region: 268-2052 (594 amino acids)
Biological process (GO): protein dephosphorylation
Molecular function (GO): protein tyrosine phosphatase activity
Source: RefSeq, a predicted model, not a curated record